AUGGACAAAAUUCAGACGUACAACAAAGGCUUCUCCGACAUCAUGUCUGCUUCAUCGAAGUACAGAUUCUAUCCUAGUGCAUUGCUGUUCAUUCUGCUGUCGACACUGGAGCGGUCUGUGACUUUUGCUAAGUGCGUGGUCACGUUCAAUGUAGUUUUGCGUGGCAGCAUUGGCGACGACACCACUACGUAUAUGCUCAGCUCUGCAUUGGCUUGGCACGUUUUUUGUGUUACCAACGACGACUGCCGCUCGACAUUGCUGAUGCCUGGUAUCGGUCUGCUUGGCAACCCGUGUGGUAUUCCACGAUCAUGGCUGCCCGUCUACAUCUUCGAGAUCUCAAACAAAAACUGCGUGUGGUACGCUGACAAAGACCGGAUGUUUAUGAUUGCUAUGGCUCUGCAGGUGUCGAGUGCUGCGAUCACCAUCCUUUAUAUCGACAAGCUGGAAAACAAGUCGCUUAUGUUCGAAACAUUUGUUGCUAUCGCGAUCUGA
This is a messenger RNA of Phytophthora nicotianae INRA-310, 492 nucleotides long. RefSeq lists its product as hypothetical. The transcript has 3 exons. Bases 1 to 492 code for a protein of 163 amino acids. The record is from RefSeq and is a predicted model, not a curated record. Lineage: Eukaryota; Oomycota; Peronosporomycetes; Peronosporales; Peronosporaceae.